GCGGGUUCUGUAGGGGGGCUGCGCGUGUUCUGUAGGGGGGCUGCGCGGGUGCUGUCGGGGGGCUGCGCGGGUUCUGGUUCGGAUGGGGUUUGUGAGGAUUAUGCAGAGUGUGUGAGGAGGUUCUGCUGCACUAUGACUUCUUUAACUGGAUCCAAAGAGAGGAGCGGAACCAGGAGCAGAAAACACGGGAUGACGGAUGGCUCCCCCACCAAAUCCGCCUCGUUCUCUCCGGAGGCCUGGUACCGGCGGGCGUGCGAGGAGUCACGAGUGGGCCGGCCGGCGCCGGAGGGGGCCGGGUCGUUUCCGAGCUCAUCCGGAACCCCCUCCCCCUGCUCCGGGACGUCCUCCCCCAGCUCCUUCUCCGGCUCCCCCGUCCCCACCUCUCCCGGGAUCGGUACCGGUUCUCCUGGAUCUCUAGGUGGUUCUCCUGGGUUCGGGACGGGUUCUCCGGCCUCCGGCAGCGGCAGCUCGCCCGGCUCGGACCGGGACCGGACCGUGUGGUGUGAACACUGCACCGCCCGACUGCUGGAGCUGAAGAGACAAGCGCUUAAACUGCUCUUACCCGGACCGUACUCCAGCAAGGACCCGUCUCUCUCUCUGCUGCUCCAUGAUAAGCUGCAGGUUCCGAGCAGUCCGCGAAAGGCGUGGAACGAGCGCGAGAGCCGCUGUGAGGUUUGCUCCACCCACCUGAGUCAGCUGAAGCAGGAGGCGGUUCACAUGGUGCUGACCCUGGAUCAGUGCGACCUCUCACCCGGGUCUCCUCCGUCUCUUGCCUCGCUUGGGGGUCCUCGCAGCGCUCAGCAGGGUCCCGCCCCGCCCCGGGACUGGACUUACCUGCCCUAUCACUCACCUGCUUCUAAUAGCCCCGCCUCCAAUGGCUCCGCCCCCUGCAGCCCACACCACCUGAUCCCAAAGCAUGGUGCUAAACCCAGCAGCCUGGGGGUGGGCGGCGGCUCGGACAGGAAGAGUAGCUCACCCGCACACACCAACAAACCAGCUGGACCACCGGCGCCACACCUGCCCACCAGCCCCAAUAACGGCAGCGCCGGACCACCACAGCAGACACACCCACACCUGGAGACCACGUGGUCACCUGCUGCACACCUGUCCCGUGCCAACGGGGUCACCCUGUACCCCUAUCAGGGUUCUCCGAUGGUUCCAGAGGGGAACCGGGAGGGUCUGACCGAAUCGGCGCUGAACCGCUUUAACACAGAGCGUCCGGCGGCACACACAAGCCCCGCCCCCGCCCCACCGGCCCCGCCCACCACAGCGCCCUCUACUGGAACCUCUGCUGCAGCUUCCUUCUUCGCCAGAGCUGCUCAGAAACUGAAUCUCUCCUCUAAGAAGAAGAAACAGCGUCCGGCGCCCCCUGCAGUCUGUGAUCCUCCACUCUACCCCACCAACUUCAGUGGGAUCUUACAGGUGUCCCCGCCCCCGGCCCCGCCCUGCCUGCUCCGGGCAAUCAGCAAGGUCCGAGAUAACCCCGGCCUGGGCAAGGUAAAGGUGAUGUUGCGGGUGUGUCCUGUUUCUCCGGCUGAUUCGGAGUCCAGCUCCUUCCUGAAGGUCGACUCUCGUAAAAAGCAGGUGACCAUCAUGGACCCGGCAGCCAACACCCAGCAAAGCCCCGCCCAGAAACGCCCCGCCUCCAACCAGGCCCCGCCCAAAAUGUUCGCCUUUGACGCUGCCUUUUCCCAUGAUGCUUCACAGGCGGAGGUGUGUGCGGGCACGGUGGCGGAGGUGAUUCAGUCGGUGUUGAACGGAGCUGACGGAUGUGUUUUCUGCUUCGGACACUCAAAACUGGGAAAGUCGUUCACUAUGAUCGGGAAAGACGACUCCAUGCAGAACCUGGGGAUCAUCCCCUGUGCGAUCUCCUGGCUCUUUAAGAUCAUUAACGAGAGGAAGGAGAAGACGGGAGCUCGGUUCUCCGUCAGGGUCUCGGCCGUGGAGGUGUGGGGGAAAGACGAGAACCUGAAGGACCUGCUGUCCGACGUCUCCACGGGCAGCCUGCAGGACGGCCAGUCCCCCGGGGUCUACCUGUGCGAGGACCCCAUCUGCGGCAUGCAGCUGCAGAACCAGAGUGAGCUGAGAGCUCCCACGGCUGAGAAAGCCGCUUUCUUCCUGGACGCCGCCAUCGCCUCUCGCUACAGCAGCCGGCCGGACUGCGCCGAGGAGGAGCACCGCAACUCCCACAUGCUCUUCACCCUCCACAUCUACCAGUACCGCAUGGAGAAAACCGGCAAAGGAGGCAUGUCCGGUGGGCGGAGUCGUCUGCACCUGAUUGAUCUCGGGAGCUGUGUGAAGGUUCUGAGUAAGACCCGGGACAGUACUGCCGGACUCUGCCUGUCGCUGUCGGCGCUGGGGAACGUUAUCCUGGCUCUGGUGAACGGCAGCAAACACAUCCCGUAUAAGGACAGUAAGCUGACGAUGCUCCUGCGGGAAUCUCUGGGGAACAUGAACUGCAGGACCACCAUGAUCGCCCACAUCUCCUCCUCCCCCAGCAACUUCUCCGACACCCUCUCCACCCUGCAGAUCGCCUCCCGCGUGCUGAGGAUGAAGAAGAAGAAGACUAAAGUAAGCGUGUACACGUCCAGUUCUUCUGGUGGUGAAAGCUCAUGUGAGGAGGGGAGGAUGAGACGCCCGACUCAGCUUAGAACCAUCCACUCAAGGAAUGUUGUCGACUCUGAAAUGCCGCUUCUGCACAUCUCCAGUGAUCCUGACGACUAUUCCAGCAGCGAACAGUCCUGCGACACCGUGAUCUACGUCGGUCCUAAUGGAUCCGCUCUUUCAGACAAGGAGCUUACGGAUAACGAAGGACCUCCGGAGUUUGUGCCGAUUAUUCCGUCUCUGCAGAAGAAUAAAGCUGAUCAAAGCCUGGGAGCACAGGUACCUCAGCAGCUGCAGGUAGUUUCAUCACUAAUGCAUCCCUCACAACCUGUCCAGCCUCUCCAGCAGAGCCUCCAUCCGCAGCCGCUUCCACCUGUACCUGAAGAGGUGGCCGAGUCUGGAAAGCAGGAGAAGGACUGUCUCAAGUGCAACACUUUCGCCGAACUGCAGGAGAGGCUGGAGUGCAUUGAUGGAAGCGAGGAGGUAAACAAGUUCCCCUUCGAGGAAGUUCCUGCCAGCAGAGUUGCUAAAAUUGAGCCUCUUCCAACUCGAAGCCAAGAGGUUAAAGGAAGUUCUCCCAAGAGAAUUAAUAACGAUCAGCAGCUGGAGGAGAUCCGAGAGGUGGUGGAGGAGGCAGAGAUCGCACAGUCCUUUAUAGAAAGUCUGACACAGUCCUCAGUACACAGCUGUGCGCUCUCCACCAGCCGCAGUGUUACCGGCAGCAGCAGUGUUGGACAGUUCACUCCCCUUCAGAGAACCAAGAGCUCUAGCCUGCAUGACAGCAGGGAGUCCAUUAGUGGGGGAAGUAGCAGUGAAGGUAAACCGCGCUCCAUGGGUUCCCCAAGGCUAGGAAUCGCCAGUUUGACCAAAACAUCUGAAUACAAACCUCCCUCCUCUCCAUCCCAGCGCUGCAAAGUCUACACCCAGAAAGGAGUCAUGCCGAGCACUCCACCCCAUUCCUCACAAAACCUGCACGGAGACUUGGGGAAGUCAUCCAGCGAAUCCUUGCUCCAGCCCGAGUCUCGGACGUCUCCGGUGGGCAUGAGCCCUCAGGUCCUGAAGUGCUCUUCCUCCUCGAACAGUUUGGGAUCAGCAGAGACUCUAUGUGAUGAUGUUCCUCAACUUCCGUUAGACAACAAGAAGAGCAGCACAUUCCAGCAGCAGCCUUUGGAGCUAAACGGCAAGGAUGAGCUGGUGUUCACUCUGGUGGAGGAGCUCACGGUCAGUGGAGUGAUGGAAAACGGCAGGCCUACCAGUAUUAUUAGCUUUAACAGUGACUGCUCAGUGCAAGCACUAGCGUCAGGUUCUCGACCUGUCAGUAUCAUCAGCAGCGUUAGUGAGGAUCUGGAGUGCUACACAAGUGCUGCUUCCACCACCCCCGCCACCAUCUCUGAAGCCAACAUUGCUCGAUUCCUGCCUCUCAGCAGGGCUGAAGGGGAAGUGCUCGCCAGCCAACGGUCCUCCAUCAGCUCCUGGCUUAGCGAGAUGAGCACAGGCAGCGAUGGAGAACAGUCCUGCCAUAGCUUUGUAACACAUCAAUGUUUUGGGCAAAGUGAGGCACUAUCUGAGCUUCCACUGCUGGAAAUUAAGGAAGAGGGGGAAAAUCUCACAGAGCAAAACGCUCAAGAAAAUGAAGGGGAGUUUUCCAAAACCUGUGAUGUCAAUGACAACAUCAAGAUGCCUCCAACCACUGGAAAAACGUCUGUCAGUCUUUCUAGCGUUCAGACAUUCUGUGCUUCCAGUGGCUUCGUCCCUUUCAAGACUACUAAUAUCACAGCUCAGCCUUGUGUUGCUGUAAAGCCGAUCGUUCAGGAUUCAUCCAUCUCUGGAUCUUCACCAUCCAAAACUUCCUCACCCAAAUCUCCACCUGUUCCCAUCUCAUCUGAGAUCAAUUUUGAUGACCCGUGGAUGAAAAGGGAGAGUGGCGAGGACUUUAAACCUACAGAACUUGUAUGUGAAGAAAAAACAGAGAAAAGAUCAUCUGAUUCUGUGAAGAGCAAGCAGCCGGUUGACAGACACAGCAGCUCAAGCAGUGGUGAAGCAGCAUGCUCCCCUGAUUCCUUCAAGAGGGUGGUGGAUGGUUGUGAAAUGGUUCUAAAUGCCUCAGAAAGCUUAAGUCCAGUUUAUUCAGCAGACAUCCUAAGGACUGGCAGCCUUCCAAGAGGAUGGCACCGCAUUAACAAGCAAGAUGGCCUGGAUGACCCUUCGUAUCGUUUCACGAGUGGAGAAUAUAAAAGCCUUGGAGUAACUACAUCCACUCCCUGUAGCCCCCGAGCCACACUGGAGAGGAGAGGAUCUUCUGGAAGGCAGGGAUUCUUCACCCGCCAGAAAGGAAUCCCACCCCUUCCACCUGUGAGGAAGUCGAGUCUUGACCAGAGGAACAGAGCCAGCCCCCAGCACCAGGCUCCAAACCAGCACCUGUCCUUUCUGGGCAGCAUGCCUGAGGACUUGGGUGGCAAUGGCAAACAGAAAGGACCAAGUGCUGAGAGCAGUCGGCUCUUCAGUGCCAAACUCGAGCAGUUGGCCAACAGGACCAAUUCCCUGGGAAGAUCCCACGGGACUCACUAUGACUGUCACUCUCUGGAGAGGGCAGAGAGCCUGACCUCCAUGGGCUCUAAAGCCGGUAUAGCGAGAGAUAGCACCAUGCCCAGAGCUGGCAGGAGCGUUACCCGCAGCUCCAUCUCUUCUCCAACCAAUGGACCAAAUGGCAACAACAACGUAAUCCAGUCACCCAAAGCAGCCCAAUCCAAAAUCUCAGCAGUUAGCAAACUCCUUAUGGCCAGUCCCAAAGCCAGAAGCCUUUCAACGUCCAGCACUAAGACUUUAAGCUUCUCCACCAAAUCUCUACCGCAGGCGGUGAACAGGAGCUCCAGUCUGCCACCCAAUGGAAAGAACCCAAACCAGAGUUCCUGGUCCACUCAGUCCCUCAGCCGCAGCAGGGGAUCGGGACUCGCCGCGAAGCUGCCUCUCCGAGCCGUAAACGGCCGAAUCUCCGAGCUUCUGCAGGGCAGCGGCGGCACCCGUGCCGGUCACGGACGAGGCACUUCCGAAACCGAGGAACGAGCAGGAUCGCUCCAGGGAGAAGAAAGACCCGUCGUCCAGACGCUACCUUCUCCCUACAGCAAAAUCACUGCCCCACGGCGACCCCAUCGCUGCAGCAGCGGCCACGCCAGCGACAACAGCAGUGUCCUGAGCGGAGAACUGCCCCCCGCCAUGGGCAAAACCGCCCUCUUCUACCACAGCGGGGGCAGCAGCGGCUACGAGAGCAUGAUACGAGACAGCGAGGCCACGGGAAGCACCUCCUCGGCUCAGGACUCUAUGAGUGACAACAGCAGCUCGGUCAGUGGGAGGAGGAGUCUGAAAAACUCAAAGAAAAGAAACAACACCGCAGGAACUCAGAGGCGACGCCUGAUUCCUAAUCUGACUCUGGACACCUCCUCUCCGGUGAGGAAGCCAAUCAUCAGCCCCGGAGUGCGCUGGGUGGACGGCCCACUCCGACCCACUCAGAGGGGUCUGACCGAACCGUUUGAGAUUAAAGUUUAUGAAAUUGAUGAUGUGGAGCGUCUGCAGAGGAGACGGACCGCCGGCAGCAAGGAGGUGGUUUACUUCAGUGCUAAGCUAAAGAUCCUGGAGCACCGGCAGCAGAGGAUCUCCGAGGUUCGGGCAAAAUACGACUGGCUGAAGAAAGAACUGGAGCAAACCAAGCAGCACCUGAUGCUCGAGCCGGAGAAGUGGACCACCGAGUUUGACGUUCAGCAGACGUUUGAGGUGGACUCUCUGGAGUACCUGGAGGCGCUGGAGUUCGUGACGGAGCGUCUGGAGAACCGGGUCAAUUUCUGCAAAGCUCACCUGAUGAUGAUCACCUGCUUCGACAUCACCUGCCGGCGCCGGUAGAGGGGCGUCGCCAGGUCUGUGGAUUAGCGAGAGGAUCACAGGAAGUCAGAAGCUUUAGGGUGUGUGAGGGCCGGAGGAGGUAGUGGGAGGAGUUAGAAAAUAAACAAUAAAAAAAAGGAAAAGUUAAAGAACUUCAUAUUUUUCUAAAGUGGAGGUUCUGGAAGUUCUGGAUGUUCGGGCAGCAGGACGUCGCAGAGAUGGACUGACAGGACUGACAGCAUCCCUCCGGAGAGAACUCUGGACUAGCGGGCGCUAACGCCGCCGGUGCAAGGUUACGGUUACGGUUCUGGUUCCAAUUUUGGUUCCGCCUGCUUGCUUUGGAACGAGGCCUGAUGAAGAGGCGAAUACGGCCAAAAAAAAAACACAAAGAAAAUACGAGAUACACGAAGAGCGAAAAAGGACAACAAGUGCCUUCUGACCAGCCGAGUAUGUUUUAUGUAUGUGUGUACAGACGGUGCUAGCAUUACGUACUACGUGUACCUAACGACUUACGUAAAAAAAGAAAAGAGAAAAGCUAACGGCUCGUUUAAUUCGGUGUUUAACUCUCUCUGACUCUUUCUGUCUGGGUUAUUUGUACUGUAUUGUUAUACUUUAGGUAAAUGCAACUUGUUACGUGUGUUUUUCUAUUAUUGUUUUCUAUCUGAAGACUGAGAGACCACGCAGACCCACGAGUACCGGAGAUAAACCACCACCGCCGCCGACAGAGAUCAGGAGAAAAUAGAGAUCAGGAGAAAAUAGAGAUCAGGAGAAAUCAGAGAUCAGGAGAAAAUAGAGAUCAGGAGAAAAUAGAGAUCAGGAGAAAUCAGAGAUCAGGAGAAAUCAGAGAUCAGGAGAAAAUAGAGAUCAGGAGAAAAUAGAGAUCAGGAGAAAUUAGAGAUCAGGAGAAAUCAGAGAUCAGGAGAAAUCAGAGAUCAGGAGAAAUCAGAGAUCAGGAGAAAUUAGAGAUCAGGAGAAAUUAGAGAUCAGGAGAAAUCAGAGAUCAGGAGAAAUCAGAGAUCAGGAGAAAUUAGAGAUCAGGAUAAAUUAGAGAUCAGGAGAAAUUAGAGAUCCGGAGAAAUCAGAGAUCAGGAGAAAUCAGAGAUCAGGAGAAAUCAGAGAUCAGGAGAAAUCAGAGAUCAGGAGAAAAUAGAGAUCAGGAGAAAUCAGAGAUCAGGAGAAAUCAGAGAUCAGGAGAAAUCAGAGAUCAGGAGAAAUCAGAGAUCAGGAGAAAAUAGAGAUCAGGAGAAAUCAGAGAUCAGGAGAAAUCAGAGAUCAGGAGAAAUCAGAGAUCAGGAGAAAUCAGAGAUCAGGAGAAAUCAGAGAUCCGGAGAAAUCAGAGAUCCGGAGAAAUCAGAGAUCCGGAGAAAUCAGAGAUCCGGAGAAAUCAGAGAUCAGGAGAAAAUAGAGAGCAGGAGAAAUUAGAGAUUGGAUUGGAUUGAUCUCCUCGCCCCAGUAGUUAAUCUGGUGCUCAGGUCUUGAUUUGGACCAACAAAUGUCCCAGAGUUCAGAGUCAUUAUUCAGGCCGGACCAGCACCAGCUACACCAGGCACGGGUCAGAGGUCACCAAAACAUCUUCAGGCCCAGGAACCCCUUUAAAAACCUCAGCAGGAGAUUGCCCGUACCGUAGCUAUGCACAGGGUUCUUGCACCAUUUUAAAUCUCAAAUGUAAUGAUUUUUUAAAUGUUUUAAGACGCUAACAUUAGCUCUCUCCUUGGUACUGUAAGCUAGCUCUCCACUAACCUUAGUUCUCUCAUCUGUAACAUUAGCUAGCUCCUCGCUAAUGUUAGUAUGUGUUUUCCCACUGGCAUUAAACACACCAUCUGAAAAAGUAACGGGAAACGUUACGAUUCUUCUCCUUCGGUAAAGACGGCAAAUGCCACCAACAAAAUCUCCUGAUCCGGCGCUCCGGCUCCAGAGUGCAGCGAUUACCCCGUACCUCCCCGGCGGCGUCGGCAUGGCUCUGCGUGGUCUGGUGUCGCGGUGCAACACUUUAUUAAAGAUAAAGAUCUGUUUAUAAAUGGUGCUCGAGACGUUUCAGCUCUAAAUGUUUGUAUCUAAAACCUAUAGCCUGUUUCUGACACUAAAGACGCCCAUCUCUCCAUCCCUCCAUCCCUCCCUCUCUCCUCUCAUCGAACUGAAUGAAGGAUGAUAUAAUUUAUUUUUGAAGCUCAGGAGCCUGAGAGACUCAGAGUCGCUCGAAUAUAUAAUUUAUUAUAAUUUACACAUUAUAACGCUCCACAGAGUACUAUGCAUUUAAACUGUACAGUAACUAAAUCCAUCUCAUAUAUAAAUAUAGACGUAUAUAUUACACUUUUCUUUAUAUACCAGAGUUCUCUCGCUGAUGCAGCCGGAGACAGAGAUAUGAUUAUGAAUAUGAGUGAAUGUUGAUGGAACGUUGAUUACGCUCACAGCAGAUCAUUUGUGGCAAAGCCUUUCUGAUAUUCUGAUGUUUUGAUGAAAGAAAUCCACUAUAAAAGUUAAAAAACUUGUUAUUAAAACUAGUAAAAAUAAUAAGAUUAAACAUUUCACAUACUUUAAUCGAACUGCGUAACCUCCAGCAUAAAACGUUUUAAAAUUAAUUAUUAUUUUACCAAAAUUUAACAUUGCAUUGGGCUUCAAGGGUUCCAGCAGUCUAAAGCACUGCCACUAUGAUCAGGAGAUCACUGGUUCGAAUCCCGGUCAUGCAGCUUGCCCUCAGCUGCGGGUCCCUUAGAGAGCACAGUUGGCUCUCUCUUGCUCUCUCUGGGUGGGUACAGUACAGUAGAUGGUGCUCUCUCUUUCCCCUCAUCACUCCUAGGGUGAUGUGGAUCAGCACAAGGCUGCGUCUGUGAGCUGAUGUAUAAGAACCGAGUCACUGUGCUUUCCUCCGAGCGUUAGCGCUGUGAUGCUACUCGGCAAUGCUACAGCUUCAGCAGCAGUUCAAAAAGAGGCAGAGUCUGACUUCACAUGUAUCGGAGGAGGCGUGUGCUGGUCUUCUUAACCCUCCUGGUGUUGGAGCAUCUCUAGUAAUAGGGGGAGGAGUCCUAAUAUGUGGGUCGGGUAACUUGGUUUGCAUAUUGAGGGGAAAAUGGGGAAAAAUUUAACAAUGCAAAUAUUGCAAGUAUUAUUUUCUAACAUUCGAGACGCCACGCCCACCGGUGUAGGCGUAUCUAUAAGCACUGUUGCUGUUUAAACAACAUAUAAAUGAUUAUUUAAGUAAAUAAUUCUGAUUUAAAAAUUUGAGAGAUGUUUAUUCAGAUGUGUUUUAAUUACUAGUAUUAAUAAUAUUUUAUUUCUUUAUAUUGAAUAAAUAAUUUGUGGAAUAAAGCAGAAGGUUUGCUGUCAUCAUGCAUAUUCAUAUGUUCAUAAAACGCAUAAUUCCAUAAUUACAUGAUCAGAACUCCGGAGUGUCCCGGCGUCAGCGGGUCGGGGCGUGACCCGGUUCUGAGUUCCGGUUCGGGGAAAUUCUGUCUGUUGGUUUGUUUUCUGCAGCUCGGAUUGUUGUGGUUCCGGACGGACAGAACCAGUACAGUCCAGUGGACCGGGGGUACCGGGUUUACCGGGUGGAUCAGUGUCCGUAUUUCUGUCCUGUGGGAAAAUGUGCCAAACGGAACCGGAGUGGGAUUUUGAUUGACAGAUGAUGGUCUGAUGUAAAUAAAGAAUGUUUUUGAAGUGGAACAAU
Molecule: messenger RNA, 10138 nt
Organism: Astyanax mexicanus (Mexican tetra)
Lineage: Eukaryota; Metazoa; Chordata; Actinopteri; Characiformes; Acestrorhamphidae
Gene: kif26ba
Product: kinesin family member 26Ba
Exons: 15
Coding region: 133-6498 (2121 amino acids)
Biological process (GO): microtubule-based movement
Molecular function (GO): microtubule binding; microtubule motor activity; ATP binding
Source: RefSeq, a predicted model, not a curated record